CUGUGCAGUUUUUCAAGGUGACAGCUGACAGCUGUCAGUCAGCCAGCAGCUGUCCAUCCAAAUUAAAGUCAAGUCAGUGUAAUAAAAUAGUUUUGGAUGUGAAUUUAUACAGAAUUAAUUAAUUGGAUGUGAUUGCGAUGUUGACGCCAAAGUUAUAAAAAUUCUUCAAGCUUCAAAAUUCAUUAAAUUUAUAAAAUGUUAAGAAGUUUUUACUGAGAAAGGUAGCUACCAAAUUGUUACGAGUCAAGAAUUUAAACAGAUAAUUUAAUACAUAUUAUUAUCUAUGUGUUGCACAAUAAUUAAUAAUGAAGACCUUUCCGAUAAUAAUCGAUGGGAAAGACUAUGACAAUACUUCUUUCAUUAUAGGAUUAGCCCUUGCAAUAAGUUCUAGCUUAUUUAUAGGUUCAAGUUUUAUCAUAAAAAAGAUAGCUUUAAGAAAAAUUAAUGCAUCAGGUAAUGUCAGAGCUUCAGCUGGAGGAUAUGGGUACCUUAAGCAAUGGAUGUGGUGGUUAGGUUUAUUGACUAUGGGUGUUGGGGAGGCAGCAAAUCUAUUGGCAUAUGCAUUUGCUCCAGCAGCUCUAGUCACCCCAUUGGGUGCCUUAAGUAUUAUUGUGACGGCAAUUCUAUCAUCCAGAUUUCUCAAUGAAAAGCUUAAUGUGAUUGCAAAAAUCAGCUGCUUUCUGUGCAUUAUUGGAUCAGUGAUAUUUAUUUUACAUUCACCCAAAUCAGAAGAGGUAAAGACAUUCUCAGAACUAGCAGACAAACUUUGUGACUAUUUGUUCUUGAUUUAUGUAGCAACUAUAAUUGUGAUGAGUCUAUUUGUUAAGGUAAUAUUUGUUCCCAGAUUUGGUAAUUCUAAUGUUUUAGUAUAUUUAUUAAUGUGUUCAUCAGUUGGUAGUUUGACAGUGGUAUUUUGUAAAGCUGUUGCCUUAGGUAUAAAAGAAAGUAUUCAUGGCAAAUUAAAUGUUUUUUCCCAUUUUAUGUUUUGGGUGUUGUUAGCUGGGUCAAUUUUUUGCAUAAUGGUUCAAAUGAACUAUUUAAAUAAAUCUCUCGACAUAUUUAAUACAAGUGUUGUUACUCCUGUAUACUAUGUCAUGUUCACAGUGUUAGUAAUAAUUGCUUCUGGCAUUUUAUUCAGAGAGUGGCAUUACAUGUCACCUGCGGAUAUUGCUGGAUGCUGUUGUGGUUUUUUAGUUGUCACAACAGCUGUAUUUAUGCUCAACAUAUUCAAAGAUGUACCACUUUCAUUUAGGGAAAUAAAUAUGAACCCUAGGGUUAGAUGGAACUCAAAUGUUGAAGAAUUACCAACCAAUAACUAUAUGUUAAACCACUAAUAGAGAAAAAUAUGAAGUUAAU
Molecule: messenger RNA, 1356 nt
Organism: Ostrinia furnacalis (Asian corn borer)
Lineage: Eukaryota; Metazoa; Arthropoda; Insecta; Lepidoptera; Crambidae
Product: magnesium transporter NIPA2-like
Exons: 3
Coding region: 306-1334 (342 amino acids)
Biological process (GO): magnesium ion transport
Cellular component (GO): membrane
Molecular function (GO): magnesium ion transmembrane transporter activity
Source: RefSeq, a predicted model, not a curated record